CGCCCGCGCCCGCGCCCGGCCCGCGCGGCCCCAUGCCUCUGGCGCGGCCCUCGGGGGGCGAAGGUGAAGACCGGCUCCUAGGAUGAGUGAAGGCGCGGCCGCUGCCUCGCCACCUGGUGCCGCUUCGGCAGCCGCCGCCUCAGCCGAGGAGGGCACCGCAGCAGCGGCAGCAGCAGCGGCGGCGGCGGCGGCAGCGGCGGGCGGGGGCCCGGACGGCGGCGGCGGCGGCGAAGGGGCGGCCGAGCCCCCCCGGGAGUUACGCUGUAGCGACUGCAUCGUGUGGAACCGGCAGCAGACGUGGCUGUGUGUGGUGCCUCUGUUCAUCGGCUUCAUCGGCCUGGGGCUCAGCCUCAUGCUCCUCAAAUGGAUCGUGGUGGGCUCCGUCCAGGAGUACGUGCCCACAGACCUGGUGGACUCCAAGGGGAUGGGCCAGGACCCCUUCUUCCUCUCCAAGCCCAGCUCUUUUCCCAAGGCUAUGGAGACCACCACAGCCACCACGGCCACCACGUCCCCCGCCACCCCCUCCGCCUCCUCCAGGACGCCCAACCGGAUUAGCACGCGCCUGACCACCGUCACGCGGGCACCCACUCGCUUCCCGGGACACCGCGUGCCUAUCCGGGCCAGCCCGCGCUCCACCACGGCACGGAACACCGCGGGCCCCCCGACGGCCCUGUCCACCACGGCCCCUUUCUUCAGUAGCAGCGCGCCUGGCUCCCGACCGCCGGGGCCUGGCGUCCCCAGUACCCAGGCUAUGCCCUCCUGGCCCACUGCGGCAUAUGCUACCUCCUCCUACCUUCACGACUCCACUCCCGCCUGGACUCUGUCUCCGUUUCAGGAUGCUGUAUCCUCCUCCUCCUCCUCUUCCUCUUCUACCACCAUCACCGCCGCCACCACCACCACCACCGCACCAGAAACUACCACCAGCCCCAAAUUUCGUGGUGGGGUGUACAUCUCGUCCCGUGUUCCCUCUGUGUCUGAAAGAAACCUGAGGCGGGCUGGGUCAGAGCCCUCGGAGGUGGGAGCUGGCCUGCCCUACUGUGGAGAGAACAUGUCAGCCUGCGCUCAGUCAGUGGGUGCAAGUCCCUGA
Ochotona princeps (American pika) is the source of this 1087-nucleotide messenger RNA. Its product is annotated as pro-neuregulin-3, membrane-bound isoform-like. Gene Ontology annotation, biological process: intracellular signal transduction; nervous system development; animal organ development. NCBI's taxonomy places the organism in Eukaryota, Metazoa, Chordata, Mammalia, Lagomorpha, Ochotonidae. The coding region runs from base 83 to 1087 and encodes 334 amino acids. The record is from RefSeq and is a predicted model, not a curated record. The transcript is spliced from 2 exons. Gene Ontology annotation, molecular function: chemorepellent activity.